CAUGCAGCUGGAGAUCUUCCAGUAUGAGACCUUCAGGAGGCAUGCUAGGAAUUACCUGGAGCCUGCUAUUAUCCACAAGUGGAAGACUGAUCAGCUGAAGAUUUUCCAGCAACUACACCACCAGGGGGGAAAUGUCACAGUUGCAGGAGAUAUGAGAGCAGACUCUCCAGGGCACUCAGCGAAGUUCGGAAGCUACACACUCAUGCACCUGGGAAGCAAUACCAUUGUGGACUUCCAGCUUGUUCAGAGCAAUGAAGUAGGUGGUAGUUACCACAUGGAAAAGGAGGGACUCAAAAGAUGCCUAGAUCAUCUGGAGUCAAACAAUUUGGCGGUUGAGUACAUUGUGACUGACCGUCAUCCACAAAUCCAGAAGUUUCUGAGGGAACGCAACAUAGAACAAUUCUAUGAUGUGUGGCACUUUGAAAAAGGUUUGUCCAAGAAACUUGUGAAACUUUCACAGAACAAGGACUGCAAGUUGUUGAAGAGGUGGCUGCACAGCAUAAAAAAACAUGUAUACUGGAGUGCGACGAGCACAACCUCGGGGCCGGAGAAGGUGGCAAGGUGGACGUCAGUCGUCAACCACCUACAAAACAUUCACGUGCACGACGACCCCCUAUUCCCCAAGUGUGAACAUUCUGAAAGAGCCACAACAGAUGCAAAUAAAUGGCUAAAACCUGAUUCAAUAACACUCCACAAAGUUGAGAAAAUACUCAACAACACGAGAGUUCUCAAAGAUGUGAAAAAGCUAAGCCAUCACUACCAGACCUCAUCGCUGGAGUCGUUCCACAGCUUGAUUCUGCGUUUUGCCCCCAAAAAUGUGGUUUUCCCCUUCAUGGGAAUGUUGUGCAGGUUGUGUCUAGCAGCCAUGCAUCACAAUGAGAAUGCUGACCGUGAGCAAGCCACAACAGCUGCAGGACUACCUGUGUACAAAUUGGCCUAUCCAAAAGCAAGGAGGGGAGAAUGUACCGCAAAGCCUGUAAAGAAGGACCCUACAUAGAUGUACGUGGGUGAGCUGAUGAGGCUGGUGUUUGAGGAAGUAUUUGAGGAUCCAACACCCUUUGUGGAGGAGAUGAAUAAAAUCCCCAUCCCAAAGGACCUGUCCACUCAAUUUGACAGGCCCUCAAAGGAGGAAGUGGUAGCCCGCCAUGUCUCACGUUUUAGUCAAGGGGCGGUCGGAAGCCAACAUACUGUCCUGCCAGAUCAGGAAACUCCCGGCGUAUCCGGCGGACAACACAUGACGGGAUGACCACUCUGAUGCCUUGUCCUAAGAAGCCCCAGCACCAGCUUACAAAGCUGCGAUAGGCAAGAUGCCGAAAACGCCUAUAGAGGAGGAAUGGAUGAUAAGAUAUAUGUGCUGUCCUGUUUUUCACCCUUACCCUCUGGCUGCUUGAAAAACUGAUUUUCCCCACAGGUCCAUCUUAUCUUAUACAGUGUAUAUAUGUAUAUCAAUCAUCAUUUUGUACAUUUCUAGAAAUAA
Molecule: messenger RNA, 1477 nt
Organism: Trematomus bernacchii (emerald rockcod)
Lineage: Eukaryota; Metazoa; Chordata; Actinopteri; Perciformes; Nototheniidae
Exons: 7
Coding region: 2-997 (331 amino acids)
Source: RefSeq, a predicted model, not a curated record